AUGGAACUGACUGAUUCUGGAGGAAUUUGGUUUAAAAGGCUUUUUAAAUAUACUCUAGAUUUAGUUAGCUUUAACGGAGUAAUCAAGACCACUGCAAUACUUGACAUAGAAACGAAAACUCAUUAUUGGCUUACCGUGUUUGCUCAAGACCACGGAGUGGUCCCUCUGUUUUCAUCGGUCGAGAUUUACAUCGAAGUCCUCAACGAGAACGAUAACGUCCCCCUUAGCGAACUGCCAGUCUAUUAUCCCGUCAUACAGGAAGACAGUCCUGCGGGCACGGUGGUGCUCCAAAUAAAGGCGACUGACAGAGAUAAGGAGCCCGGCCAGGAGAUAUCUUAUAAAAUAGCCGCGGGCAAUCAGUGGGGUUUCUUUGCUAUUAAUGCCAGCACCGGUAAGAAAACUGACCUUCUUAGUUCAGCUGAAGCUUCCCAAAAACCUGCCGUUUCAUUUCCAGAAAGUCAAGUUUUAGAAGAAUUUGUUAAAAGUUACCAGUGGUCAAAUCUGAAUCAGCUGAGCCAAGUUAUGUGCCUUUAUUCAAUAUUUUUGCUCAACCACGUCAAUUUUUGCGAAAGUGUCAAAAACUGA
Molecule: messenger RNA, 585 nt
Organism: Ceutorhynchus assimilis (cabbage seed weevil)
Lineage: Eukaryota; Metazoa; Arthropoda; Insecta; Coleoptera; Curculionidae
Source: the annotation of a GenBank genome assembly